This is a messenger RNA of Caenorhabditis remanei, 1131 nucleotides long. RefSeq lists its product as uncharacterized. Gene Ontology annotation, molecular function: RNA polymerase II transcription regulatory region sequence-specific DNA binding; DNA-binding transcription activator activity, RNA polymerase II-specific. The record is from RefSeq and is a predicted model, not a curated record. Lineage: Eukaryota; Metazoa; Nematoda; Chromadorea; Rhabditida; Rhabditidae. Gene Ontology annotation, biological process: regulation of transcription by RNA polymerase II. The transcript has 6 exons. Bases 1 to 1131 code for a protein of 376 amino acids. Gene Ontology annotation, cellular component: nucleus.
AUGAGACACGAUGAAGACGAUGUAGACGAUGGGGUGCGUCGAUUAGAUGACGUUCCUUGCUGCGUUGUCGCCGUGUUUGUCAUUGUGGACGUCGUCGUUGUAGUGGUAGUUGAAGACGACGACGCCGACAUAUUUGGAGUCGUGUCUGGAAUCGAGAUGGAGGCACUUCUAGACAUGAAUAUGAACAUGAACUGCAGCUGUGGGGACCCAUCUUGCGGUUAUUGUCAAGCUGCUCGUGGAGCAAAUUCAAAUAACUACUACCCAUUCGGAGAUUUCGUUCCAAUGGAUCCAUACGAUAUGUCUCUGAAUACAAUCAUCGAAGAGGAUGAGGAUAAAGACGACGACGACGUUGACGAGCAAGAAAACGAGCAGGACGAUUUCGUUGAUGCGAUGGGAGAGAUGAUGAUUCAACAGGAGAUUGAUGCGGGUGGAAUCAGUUUCACUCAGAUCAACGAAUUGCAGAUAAGCACAAGAAUGUCGGAUUGUUCUGGGGCUGGAUCCUCCUCCUCCUCUUAUUCCUCUCCUUUUGGAGAUUAUGACAAUCCAUCUGGUGAACCUUCACCUAAAUGUAUAAAGAUGACACCACCGACUGUAUUAUUAUCCCCAUCGUUUGGUUUUUCACAACUAAACAUAGCAGCUCCUAGAUCUGCUGGUAGUUUAGAAUCAGAAGAAUCUGAAGAUGAAUCGCCAAAAGCAGAACAAUUAUUACAAUUUGAACAAUUAUUCAAACAAUCUUUAUUAGGACUUAACCAAUUUUCACCAAAUGUGAUAAAUUCUUCAAAUGAUGAAAGAGUAGAAAUGGGAUCAGAAGAUGAGAAGAAACGAUUGAGAAACACUGAGGCCGCAAGAAGGUGUAGAGAGAAAAUCAAGAGAAAAACUGAAGAUUUAGAAGAGGAGCUCCAUGUGCUUCUUGCCCGCAACGAAAUUAUGAAUGAACACCGUGUUCGAAUUCUAUCACAGAUACAAGAACAUGUGAGAACGAUGAACAUAAUGAUAGAAAGGAACCCUGCAUUGGAACGACCUCUACGUUAUCAAGCUGCCGAAAUCGUGGCGGUGUAUCAUAAGCAAAUAGAAAUGAAAAGAAAGGCCAUUCAAGAUUAUUGGAAUAACACUUGUAACAAGUCGUAUUGA